AUGUCUGAGGCUGCAUUCCGCAUCUUAGACUCCCACACCGAGUCCCUCAACACCCUAGACUCCCUCAACGAGUCCCUCCACACCCUAGCCUCCCUCAACGAGUCCGUCCACACCCUAGCAUCCCACAACGAGUCCCUCCACACCCUAGACUCCCUCAACGAGUCCCUCCACACCCUAGCCUCCCACAACGAGUCCCUCCACACCCUAGCAUCCCACAACGAGUCCCUCCACACCCUAGACUCCGUCAACGAGUCCGUCCACACCCUAGCAUCCCACAACGAGUCCCUCCACACCCUAGCAUCCCACAACGAGCCCCUCCACACCCUACACUCCCUCAACGAGUCCGUCCACACCCUAGCAUCCCACAACGAGUCCCUCCACACCCUAGACUCCCACAACGAGUCCGUCCACACCCUAGACUCCCUCAACGAGUCCCUCCACACCCAAGCAUCCCACAACGAGUCCCUCCACACCCUAGACUCCCACAACGAGUCCCUCCACACCCUAGACUCCCUCAACGAGUCCCUCCACACCCUAGCCUCCAACAACGAGUCCCUCCACACCCUAGACUCCCACAACGAGUCCGUCCACACCCUAGACUCCCUCAACGAGUCCCUCCACACCCAAGACUCCCGCAACGAGUCCGUCCAAACCCUAGACUCCCUCAACGAGUCCCUCCACACCCAAGCCUCCAACAACGAGUCCGUCCACACCCUAGCAUCCCACAACGAGUCCCUCCACACCCAAGACUCCCACAACGAGUCCGUCCACACCCUAGACUCCCUCAACGAGUCCCUCCACACCCUAGCCUCCCACAACGAGUCCCUCCACACCCUAGACUCCCACAACGAGUCCCUCCACACCCUAGACUCCCUCAACGAGUCCCUCCACACCCUAGCCUCCAACAACGAGUCCCUCCACACCCUAGCCUCCAACAACGACCUCCAACAAAGAGUCGUCCACACCCUAGACUCCCUCAACGAGUCCCUCCACACCCUAGACUCCCUCAACGAGUCCCUCCACACCCUAGACUCCAACAACGAGUCCCUCCACACCCUAGCCUCCCUCAACGAGUCCCUCCACACCCUAGCCUCCAACAACGAGUCCCUCCACACCCUAGCCUCCAACAACGAGUCCCUCCGCACCCUAGCCUCCAACAACGAGUCCCUCCACACCCUAGACUCCCUCAACGAGUCCCUCCACACCCUAGACUCCCUCAACGAGUCCCUCCACACCCUAGCCUCCAACAACGAGUCCCUCCACACCCUAGACUCCCUCAACGAGUCCCUCCACACCCUAGACUCCCUCAACGAGUCCCUCCGCACCCUAGCCUCCAACAACGAGUCCCUCCACACCCUAGACUCCCACACCGAGUCCCUCCACACCCUAGCCUCCCACAACGAGUCCCUCCACACCCUAGCCUCCCUCAACGAGUCCCUCCACACCCUAGACUCCCUCAACGAGUCCCUCCACACCCUAGACUCCCUCAACGAGUCCCUCCACACCCUAGACUCCCUCAACGAGUCCCUCCGCACCCUAGACUCCCUCAACGAGUCCCUCCGCUCGUCCCAUCAGCAACGGACAAAGCCACUCUCUUAA
This is a messenger RNA of Procambarus clarkii (red swamp crayfish), 1599 nucleotides long. Lineage: Eukaryota; Metazoa; Arthropoda; Malacostraca; Decapoda; Cambaridae. The record is from RefSeq and is a predicted model, not a curated record.